AUGGUCGGGACCUGGACGCCCCCAGGUGCCAUUUUCACAGUCGAGUUCGAUGAUGAGACUCUUGAGCUUCGGCUCAUCAGGAGGACCGAGAUCCCGCACGACGAGCCGAUCUCAUGGAUGGCUUUUGACCACGCCAAGAAAAACCUCUACGGAUCGGCCAUGAAGAAGUGGACGAGCUUUGCAGUCAAUAGCCCGACUGAAAUCGUACACCAGGCAUCACACCCCAUUGGUGGUGACCCGGAGGCACAAUCCAGCAGCACGAACACAAGGGCCAUUUUCCUGCUGCCGGCCCGGAAGCCGCCGUUUGCGGUGUAUUGCAACCCUUUCUACAAGCAUGCAGGCUACGGAAACGUGUUCAGCGUCGGCCCCUCCGGAGAGCUGCACGAAAACGUGCAAAACUAUGCCUACCAGCCAAAUUCUGGGAUCCACGGCAUGGUCUUUGACCCGACCGAGACGUACCUGUACUCGGCCGACCUAUCUGGCAACAAGAUCUGGGUGCACCGGAAGCAGACGGCGUCGGAAGCAUACGGCGGCCAAGUGGAGCUGGUGGGAUCUGUCGAUGCGCCGUCGGCUGGCGACCACCCGCGCUGGGUUGCCAUGCACCCGUCGGGCCAGUAUCUAUACGCACUGAUGGAGGCGGGAAACCGUCUGUGCGAGUACGUCAUUGAUCCGGCCAGCCACCUGCCUAUCUACACCCAUCACGCCUACCCGCUGAUUCCGCCUGGCAUCGAGACGCGCGACCGAGUGACCGGGAAAGGCCUGUACCGCAGCGACGUCUGCGCGCUCGACCACAGCGGCCGCUAUCUCUUUGCCACGGCGCGUGCGAAUAGCUUCGAACUCACGGGGUACAUUUCCGCCUUCCGGCUGCACAGCUGUGGCAGCAUCGAGACGCAGGUCUGCCUUAACCCCACUCCCACGAGCGGCGGCCAUUCCAACGCUGUCAGUCCGUGCGACUGGUCCGCCGAGUGGCUCGCCCUCACCGACGACCAGGAGGGCUGGGUCGAGAUAUACCGGUGGCACGAGGAGUUUCUGUCAAGGGUGGCACGCGUGCGCAUCCCCGAGCCCGGGUUUGGCAUGAAUGCCAUCUGGUAUGACUGA
Messenger RNA from Grosmannia clavigera kw1407, 1098 nucleotides. RefSeq names its product carboxy-muconate cyclase. Gene Ontology annotation, molecular function: protein binding; 6-phosphogluconolactonase activity. Bases 1 to 1098 code for a protein of 365 amino acids. The transcript has 3 exons. Lineage: Eukaryota; Fungi; Ascomycota; Sordariomycetes; Ophiostomatales; Ophiostomataceae. The record is from RefSeq and is a predicted model, not a curated record.